Molecule: messenger RNA, 1629 nt
Organism: Scomber japonicus (chub mackerel)
Lineage: Eukaryota; Metazoa; Chordata; Actinopteri; Scombriformes; Scombridae
Product: neuronal acetylcholine receptor subunit alpha-7-like
Exons: 9
Coding region: 1-1629 (542 amino acids)
Biological process (GO): monoatomic ion transmembrane transport; chemical synaptic transmission; signal transduction
Cellular component (GO): synapse; neuron projection; postsynaptic membrane
Molecular function (GO): transmembrane signaling receptor activity; acetylcholine-gated monoatomic cation-selective channel activity
Source: RefSeq, a predicted model, not a curated record
AUGCGGUGCCAUAAGUUUUGGGGACCAUGUUCGUUUGGAUUUUAUAUUUGGACAGCGAUCCUUAUCAAAGGAUCCCUGCAGGGGGAACACCAGAGGAGGCUGUACAAGGAGCUUCUAGCUAAUUACAAUAGACUGGAAAGACCUGUAGUCAAUGACUCAGCUGCCAUCCUGGUGGAGCUGGGCCUCACACUGCUGCAGAUCAUAGAUGUGGAUGAGAAGAACCAAGUGCUCAUGACCAACGCCUGGCUGCAGCUGUACUGGACAGACAUCUACUUGAGCUGGAAUCCAGAAAAAUACCCUGGUGUCCAGAACCUCCGAUUCCCUUCAGACCAGAUCUGGACACCUGACAUCCUCCUUUACAACAGUGCGGACGAACGCUUCGAUGCCACUUUCCAUACCAAUGUAUUGGUGAAUGCAUCUGGUUACUGCCAGUACAUCCCCCCUGGCAUCUUGAAGAGCACCUGUUACAUCGAUGUGCGCUGGUUCCCUUUUGACGUGCAGAAGUGUGACUUGAAAUUUGGCUCCUGGACACACAAUGGCUGGCUGUUGGACCUCCAGAUGCUGGCUGUGGACACAUCCACCUACAUACCGAAUGGCGAGUGGGAUCUUGUUGGUGUCCCGGCUAAGCGUAAUGAGCUGUACUACGAGUGCUGUAAGGAGCCCUACCCUGAUGUGACGUUCACAGUCACUAUGCGACGCAGAACCCUGUAUUACGGACUCAACCUGCUCAUCCCCUGUGUUUUGAUCUCUGGCUUGGCCCUGUUGGUCUUCCUGCUGCCUGCUGACUCUGGGGAAAAGAUCUCUCUUGGCAUCACUGUGCUGCUUUCGCUGACUGUCUUCAUGCUUCUGGUAGCAGAAAUCAUGCCGGCCACGUCUGACUCUGUUCCUCUUAUCGCUCAGUACUUCGCCAGCACCAUGAUGAUUGUGGGAAUGUCUGUAGUCGUGACUGUUAUAGUCCUGCAGUUUCACCAUCAUGACCCUCAGGGAGGCAAGAUGCCCAAAUGGGUCCGAGUGGUUCUGUUGAACUGGUGUGCCUGGUUUCUGCGUAUGAAACAACCCGGCGAUGAGCGCAAGCGUUCCGGUUACAAGUCCCGCUAUUCCUCCCAGCACCACUCCAGCACCAGCUCCAUUGAGAUGGGCGCUGUCCCAAGCCUCACGGUGCCGCUCUCCCAGACUUCUUGCCCACCUUGCCCCACAGGCACCUCCAACGGUUCCAUGAGCCUUUACUUUGGCAACUACCACCCUAUAGAUAGUCCACACUGCCCACCUUCUAGCGACUCAGGAGUAGCGCUUGGGGGACGGACCCAUGGCUCCAUCAGUGACGAGGCUGGACCACCUGGAGGAGUUGGAAGUGGUGUUGGAGGCCUGGGAAUGGGAGUUGGAGCUGGGAUGGGAGUCAGUAUUCCCCCACCAGAGAUCCAACGCAUCUUAGAGGAGGUGACCUACAUAGCCCAGCGGUUCCGGGACCAGGACGAGGCUGAGGCCAUCUGCAGCGAGUGGAAGUUUGCAGCAGCAGUGGUGGACCGGCUGUGCUUGGUGGCCUUCUCUCUCUUCUCAAUAAUUUGCACCUUCACCAUCCUCAUGUCAGCACCCAACUUCAUAGAGGCUGUUUCCAAGGACUUCACAUAG